Messenger RNA from Cryptococcus deneoformans JEC21, 2188 nucleotides. RefSeq lists its product as hypothetical. The transcript has 8 exons. The record is from RefSeq and is a predicted model, not a curated record. Lineage: Eukaryota; Fungi; Basidiomycota; Tremellomycetes; Tremellales; Cryptococcaceae. Bases 76 to 2127 code for a protein of 683 amino acids.
CAUCUUCGUCUACUCUUCUGACAUUGCCGUUUGUCUUUCAUAUCGACAGCAUCACUACCUCCACACACGCUCCAGAUGCAGAACCUCGACAAUAGAUUGGCAUCGUUUAAUGCUGUCACCAAACCCAAAUCAAAAGCAAAGCCGCAAUUCCCUCUAGAAGCAUCAACCCACCCGCAUCUCACCCCGCGGGCGCUCGCAGAGGCUGGUUUCUAUCAUACUCCUGGAACAUCACCGCCUUCCUUCGACAACUGCACUUGCUUUCUAUGCAAUCUGGAGCUGGGAGGGUGGGAUGAAGAUGAUGAUCCUUUCGAGGAACAUGCGAAGAGGGCAGGGUGUGCUUGGGCCGAAAUGUUUUGUGCGGUCAAGAUCGAGAAGAGGAAGAGGGAUAGGAGCGACGGGCAGUACACGACUGUCUAUGAAACAGCGAACUCUCUUCCACAGUCUGCCGAAUCUAUAGAAGUUAGGGCUCAAACAUUCAAGAAAUGGUGGCCCCACAAACAAAAAUCAGGGUGGCUUCCAACUGUAAAAGCUCUUGCGCGUGCUGGCUUCGUCUACAACCCCUCCACAGAGUCCAAGGACGCUGUGAUAUGUCCGUACUGCGAAUACGGCGUGGAAGGAUGGGAGGCUACAGAUGACCCUUGGGAGAUUCAUCAGUCGAAAGUUCCCGAUUGUCAUUUCUUCAGGGCGACACUAGUAGGCGAAGCUGAAGGGUCUGGCAUCGCUGAUAAACCUAACAAGGCAUCCGGGAGACCAAAAAAGUCUAUAGCCCCUAAAAAGUCUAAACGGGGGACAACAGUAGCCCCUCUCGAACCUUCUGAGCCUGAGGAUGCCGAACAUCAUUCAGACGCAGAGGAGAAUACAGAUGUUGAAAAAGAAAAGCCUAGUAAGGCUUCUGGACGGCGGAAAAAGUCUGAGGCCCCAAAAAGACCAAAACGGGGCACGAUAGUAGCAUCCGUAGCCUCUGAAGUAGAGGGCACGAAGCAUAUCCCUGAGGAGGACGCUUCCGCCUCGCAGGCCAUUACUUCAACCAGAAGAACGACCAAGGCUCGCGUGACGAUGACGACAGCGGUGGCCACGACGACAACCAAGGCAAAGGCGACAAAAGGCAAAAAGAAAACUGGGAAGAAUGAAGCCGUGUCCGGGUCCCAGACGAUCAAGGAGGAUGCACCAGUCGCGGAGAACCACACGGAAAUAGAAAUGGAAAGCGAUGUCGAGGAGCCAAUACCCGUGAAGAAGACUCGUGCAAAAUCUAAAAAAGAAAAAAAGGAGCAAAAAGCAACGGCAAAAAGCAAGGGAAAGCAAAAGGUAACGGAUGAGCCGGAGGCCGAAGAGAUAGUUGCGGCGGAAUCAGGGAUAGAGGCUCCAACAGAAUCUGAAGCCGAACCUGCCCAAAAGCCUGAGAAAAAAACGAGGGCCAAAGCUGCUACAACGGCCAAAGGGAGAAAAAAGGCGCAGAACAAGGAAGUGGAGGAAGAAGAGGAUAGUAAAGCUGGUACUGAGGUAGAUGUGCCUUCUGGCUCAGAGGCGGAAUUACCAGCCGAUGAACAACCAACUCCAAAAGUUAUAAGGCCUGCUUCAAAAGCAUCAGCUUCAAAAUCGUCCAAAUCUUCUUCUCGGUUAAAGGCUCUUCCCUCGCUUCCGCCGUCUCAUCAACCACCGCCUGUCAAAUCACCUACCCCCAGCUCUCGCCCUCUCUCCCAACUUGACCGAUUUGCGAAUAUACCACCCACUUCUUCACCAGCCUCCACUCCUCGUGGAAAGGCAACACUUCGUUCUACCCGACCCACAAAACUUUCUCCACAUGCAGCAUUGCCCAGGGAAGCAAUGGAUGCGUCUCUUACUCGAGGGGCUUUGGCCGCUAGGAAGGUUGUAGACGAUCUCUUCUCGUCGCCUGCCGGUGCUUCUUCUACAAUGGAGGAGAUGAGCCAACCAAAACAGACCCAAGAACCCCAUCUUCCUUCCCAACCCCGACCUCUAACGGAGCAGGAAAAGCAGAUGAAGCUCGAAGCUCUUAUCCGAGCUGAGAUGCAAAGGAGUUAUAACCAGUUGAAAGAAGAAGGGGAAAAGAUGAUUGAGGACUGGUACGAAAAAGCGAAAAAUGACAGGAAGAAGAUAGAGUCUUUAUGAGUAAUCGCACGAGAUUAAUAAUAGUGAACAAUUUACGUUAACGCAUAAUGAUUUUGUCCAA